AUUCAUUAAGAUCACGUAAGAACUCAGAGGGAAACGUGACUCUGAGCUAAGGCGUUUGCGUAAAUCUAUAGGUUUUUAAAACUCCCUGCCAGUUGCUUUCUGUCUUCUGUAGGCACCAAGGUGGUGGAGAGUUUAAGCUUGCGGAUAUUGCAAAGGGUUAUUAGAUUCAUAAGUCACACCAAGUGGUGGGCGAUCCACUGAGCAAAGCAGAAGUUCUCACAUGAUGACUUCAAACAAGACACAUUACCUUCCAGCAUCUGUUGGAGAGACUGGAUUUUAAACCACUUCUGUCUCCAGGACAGCAAAGAAACAAUGUUCCACCAAGUGAGAAGAGUGAUGACCAUCCUUUUCUUUACUAUGGUUAUCUCAUACUUCACUUGCAUGAAAGCUGCCCCAAUGAAAGAAGCCAGUCUAAGAGGACAAGGCAGCUUGGCUUACCCAGGUCUCCGGACCCACGGGACUCUGGAGAGCAUAAACGGGCCCAGUGCCGGUUCCAGGGCGCUGACAUCGUUGGCAGACACCUUUGAGCACGUCAUAGAGGAGCUCUUGGACGAGGAGCAGGACAUCCAGCCCGGCGAGGGAAACAAGGAUGCAGACUUGUACACAUCCCGAGUGAUGCUAAGCAGCCAAGUGCCUUUGGAACCCCCGCUGCUGUUCCUGCUGGAGGAGUACAAAAACUACCUGGAUGCCGCCAACAUGUCGAUGCGCGUGCGGCGCCACUCGGACCCCGCGCGCCGCGGGGAGCUGAGCGUCUGUGACAGCACCAGCGAGUGGGUGACGGCCGCCGAGAAAAAGACUGCGGUGGACAUGUCUGGGGCCACCGUCACCGUGCUGGAGAAAGUCCCCGUGCCCAAAGGCCAGCUGAAGCAAUACUUCUACGAGACCAAAUGCAACCCCAAGGGGUACACAAAGGAGGGCUGCCGGGGCAUAGACAAGAGGCACUGGAACUCGCAGUGCCGAACUACGCAGUCUUACGUGAGAGCUCUCACCAUGGAUAACAAAAAGAGAGUUGGCUGGCGCUUCAUAAGGAUAGACACUUCUUGUGUAUGUACAUUGACCAUUAAAAGGGGAAGAUAGUGGAUUCGUGUUGUAUAGAUUAUAUUGAGACAAAAUUAUCUAUUUGUAUAUAUACAUAACAGGGUAAAUUAUUCGGUAAAAAAUAAUUUUAUGGACUGCAUGUAUGACUGAAGUUUAUACAGUACAGUGGUUACACAAUCUAUUUAUUGAACAUAUCCAUGACCUGAAGGGGAACAAUAGUCAUUUGCGCACAAGUUUAAACAAAGAAACAAAAAAAAAAAAAAAAAAAAAAAAAAGGAAAUCAAGCGAACAAAAAAGUCUGCAUUACAUUCCUCCAUAACAUUGUGGUUUGUCGCCGUUGCCAAGAAUUGAAAAUAUAAAAAAUUUUAAAAAAAAAAUAAAAUUGCAUGCUGCUUCAAUUGUGAAUUAAUGAUAAACUGUCCUCUUUCAGAAAAAUAAAUUGAACCAAAACAUUCUGUUUACAUUUUAGACAGUAAGUAUCUUUAGUCUGUUAGUAUAUAUGUUUACUGCUUCUAACUUCUGAUAGCGUUGAAAUUAAAACAAUGUCAAGGUGCUGUUGUCAUAGUUUUACUGUUUCUCUUUUACUUUUGAACUCCCAUCAGAUUAAAAAACAAAAAAAUCAUUACCUUAUUCUGGAUUAGAAAAAAAAUUUGGUUUUUGUAUGUUGUGAAGGUGUUUGCAAUAGCAGUCCGACUACUGACAAAAAAUAAUAAAAAGAGGCAACUGAAAAAGAAUGGUGAUGUUCCACUUCACAUUGUUGAACUUCAGGCUUAAAGACAACACUUAUUUAACUGUAUGGCAACACGCUUUUUUGGUUGUUGGGGGGGUGGUUUGUUGUUGUUGGGUUUUUUUUUUUUUGGUCUUUUUCCAUUUUCAGUCUUGAGACAUGCAUUUGCUUAUACCAUGUUUGCUUGUGUUUGAGAAUUUUUUUUCCCCUUUUCUCCCUCUGGAGGGACAUUGGUUGUGAUCUUUAAGUAUUUCACUUACCAUAGAACUGGAGCUUGUCAUAUAGAGAAUAUUCUAUAGUGUUCAGAGCAAUUAUUUUCCUAUAAUAAAAGACUGUGCUUGAAUCAAAUGUCUUGGUGAAGCACGGUGAGAGUGUCACUAGCAAAGGUCUAGAAAAGUGGAUGGAGGGUCUGAAAUCAGGCUGGUUGUGGGACUUUAUAGUUCAGCCAGUUUGGGAACAAAUAACACUGCUUUGGGUUGGCUGAGGUUGUCCCCGUUGCAAUCAUUACUGAAUGUGCAUUCUGUUAGAGAGCAAGAGCUUGGCCAUGUGCGUGGAUGCCUUUCCCCUGCAGAGCAUGCCAGCAGCCCCAGGCCUGCAGAGCUGGUGGGCAAACUCUGGGGCAUCUAUGCCUGAAAGAGCCCUGGAAACCAGCUUGGGAAUGGGACAGAGAGGAGCUGCUUCCAGCAGAAAGCAAUUGGCAUUGUGUUCAUGUGGCUUACCUUGUGAAACAAAUACUGCCACUAGAAAUCCACUCUGGAAGCAAAUCAGGAGCAAGUGCUGGCUUAGCUUGCUUAGGUCUGAGGGAUGUGCUCACUCUGUGCUCCCCCUCUGCUGACAGAAGUACUGCUAGAAAGGCAGGUUGUGAGGCUGAGAGCUGUGCACAGCACACUGGCCACAGUGGGCUGAGCACUGAAAUAGCUCCUUAGAAAGCUCACUGGAGGCUCAGGCUAUAUUUGUAGUUCCUGGAGAUAAAAAAUAGCUGAAGAGGUAGGAGAAUACUGCAAAAUAUAAUCUGCUUCUGAAUGCUGUAGAAUCUGUAUUUAUUAAAACUCUGACUGGGUAAAGCUGACAGAAAUAUGUUUGCCCCAGUAAUGCUCUUUGAAGAGCAUAUUUAAAACUGAUUUUGUGUCAUCACUGGUAGAAACCUAUGCUGGAAGGUAACAGACACUUUCACAUCAGUGAUUUCUGCUGCUUUGGGUAGAAGGGCAGCCCCUUCCUGAGGGUAACUGCCUGUCAAAGUGCCAGUGGCCAUGUGCACACCAGACGGAGUGAGAAGAGAGGGUUGUGUGACCCACCUGAGCUUCAAACUUCAGCCUUCCCCAUUGAUUGCUGAUGGGCAUUUCCCACAUAGAAAAAAAAAAAAAAAAAACAACCCAACCCAAAACCUUAUCGAAAUUCUCAAAACUUCAUCUCAGAUAAUCUUCAUGCAAAAUAAAUCAUGGAAUCAAAGACUGUUUUGUGUUGGAAGGGACCUUAAAGAUCAUUUUUAUCAUGGGCAGGUCCACCUUCCUCCUGAGCAUUUCACUCCCCUGGGGCCACACCUGUGUGUGUGUUGUAAUUUGCGUUGAGUAAAGCCAGUGUGACUCAGGAGCUGCUCUCAGCAGCACUCCUCACCUGCAGCAGACAAGUGCUGUAAUGCCGGCUCCUCUCAAAACAUGGGCUGGCUGCUGGGAAGGAAAGAAUGAUGCUGAUGUGGGAAUAACAAACAAAUCACUCAGCUAGACUGCAAGAGAUAGCUUGGAUCUGACAGGAGUCUAAUUCACAUACAGGAAUCCAGUAACUGCCAGUUCAAAGAAAUUUCCAAAAGAGAACUGUUAAUGCCCAAAUCAUGCUAGAAAUAAAUCUUCUUCCUUCCCAGAGUUAACUGUGGCUAUAUCCUUUACUUGUAAAUCCUCAGCUGGCACGGUGAGGGUGGUGCAGGUGUGGCAGAAUGAGAGGAGUGGGAUGGUGGCUUCAGAAGGAUGAAGGACAGCCCACGGAGCUGAGGGCACUGAGGGUGGAGCUGGAAGCCCAGAGAGCUGUGCCUGGUACCUGCACCAGAGUGAUGUAGAGAUUGUAGAGAUGUGAUUGAGAACAUGCCAGCUCUGUGCUCAGUAAGUGAUCAGUAAUUGAUAUUAUUGAUACUAUUGACAUUAUUGAUAUUGGCAAUCAACCUGGAGAACUGUGCCUGGCACCUACACCAGAGCAAUAUUCACCAGAACAUGCCAGCUCUGUGCUCAGUAACUGAUCAAUAAUUGACAUUAUUGAUAUUGGCAAUU
Molecule: messenger RNA, 4023 nt
Organism: Camarhynchus parvulus
Lineage: Eukaryota; Metazoa; Chordata; Aves; Passeriformes; Thraupidae
Gene: BDNF
Product: brain derived neurotrophic factor
Exons: 2
Coding region: 313-1077 (254 amino acids)
Biological process (GO): positive regulation of collateral sprouting; negative regulation of neuron apoptotic process; positive regulation of peptidyl-serine phosphorylation
Molecular function (GO): growth factor activity; nerve growth factor receptor binding
Source: RefSeq, a predicted model, not a curated record